This is a messenger RNA of Cucurbita pepo subsp. pepo (vegetable marrow), 964 nucleotides long. RefSeq lists its product as uncharacterized. Lineage: Eukaryota; Viridiplantae; Streptophyta; Magnoliopsida; Cucurbitales; Cucurbitaceae. The record is from RefSeq and is a predicted model, not a curated record.
GGAACACAAUUCGUUCGGGUUUUAUUUCUGUAUUUGUUUUGCAAUCGCAUCACUCUCAGAAUUCAAUCGAGAAGAUGGGUCGAAACAGAAUGUACUGGGAUGAUUCCAUGCCUGUCAAGGUCAUGGAUGAAUCUAUGACGAAGUAUAAGAUAAUGCAUGGACAAGAAGCCGUCUGUGUUCCGGCCGAGGGAGGAGUCUUUAACGGUUGCGGUAAGAACGAUGAGCCGAAGAGGUGUGUAAAUGAAGAGGGCAACGUCGAGUUUGAAGUUAAUGGAAUUAGAAAUGCCUCGGAAGCUAAUGAAAAUAGCACUGUAGAGCCGCAACAGGGACCCAUUGAGCACUUCAAUUUAGAUCUGAAAGGUGAAGAGCGCUAUAACCAGCUACUCAAUCAGUAUUACGAGCUCGAGGAGAAGAGGCAGAAGGUUCUAGAACAGCUGUAUCAAUCCGGUGCUGGUGGUUGGAACUACCAGGAUGUCAGCGCAGGGUCGGAGUUUGGAACAUCUUCUGCUUAUCAAGAGCUCCCAGCCUCUGCAAGCCAACCUUCUCAAAACCAUCCAAUACCCUCCUAUUUUCCCUCCAGUUUUCCAAUUCAAGCUGGUCCUGAAAGUUUGUCCUUCGCUGAUGAUGACAUUAUCAAAACUGCAAUGGAUUCUGCAGAAAGAGCUAUAUCCUCCGUGAAGACUGUAAAAAAAGAGAAAGAGAGCGAGAAACAUGAUGAUGGGGUAAUGGCGCAAAGUGGUCCAGUUGUAUACUCUGAAACAGACCUUUCUGCUGUUUUUCAUGCUUGGUAUUCUGCAGGCUUCUACACUGGCAAAUACCUUGUGGAGCAAUCUCAUCCAAAGAAACUGUGAAAAAACAAGCUUCCUCCUACAACUCUAUAAUCUUUUCACUCAACUUUGCUUGUACAGAACAAACCCAACUCUGAUCUAUAAAUGAGUUUCAAUUUUCCACUAUUUUCGUUUUC